Anopheles nili is the source of this 1503-nucleotide messenger RNA. It is a transcript of the gene Oli, whose product is annotated as class E basic helix-loop-helix protein 22. The record is from RefSeq and is a predicted model, not a curated record. Lineage: Eukaryota; Metazoa; Arthropoda; Insecta; Diptera; Culicidae. Gene Ontology annotation, molecular function: protein dimerization activity. The coding region runs from base 526 to 1206 and encodes 226 amino acids. The transcript is spliced from 4 exons.
CCUUCUUUGCGGGGAUUUUCGAGAGCCCUGUUCGCGGAAUUAUGCCGUUCGCGGUGGUGUUUGAUUUUGGUUUCGGGCCCGUUUCUCGACGUGCGCGCGACCGAGUGUGAGGAACUGAGAUGCUGUUGUGCUGUGUGCCAUACUAAUAGUGCCGUGGUUCGAUCGGGUUAACAGGAGGUGACCCCGUACGCGCGUAACGCUUCACUGGGACGAACGGUUAACGCAUGGAGAGCUAGUGGGGGGCUAGUGGGCCCUUUAAUGUGUGUCCUUUCUGGUGCUUGCGGGUUCCUGCUGGAAUAGCCGCAGUGUCAAGUAGCGCUUACAUCAGCGUGUUGUGGUGUAACCCGUCCACUUUUCCAUCCACCCACCAGCCCACCCACAAACUGUUCGUUAGUUCGAGGCAGAGAAAGAGAGAGAGAGAGAGAGAGGGCGUCUCAAACACCCCAGCAUCACCGUCGAUCAUCGACGGGGCAUUGUUAAAGGAUAAUUCGUCCUCUCACUCCGGCUUGGCGCGAUUUUCUAGCCAUGGAUCCACCACACAACCCGUUCAACUUUCACCUUGGUCCACCGGCUUCCCAUGCCGUUCACGGCCACCAUCCGGAGCCAACGCCUAGUCCUCCACAAAGUGUUCCCGGUCGCCGAACGCCAUUAGGCACCGUAGGUCUGGGUGGAUUCUACGCACAACCACACGCGUCAUCUUCCACCCAUACGGACGAGAACCGUCCAUCGGGCAGUGCCGAAAGCCCACCACCGCACCUGCACACCUCCGUUACGGCGGGAGUCAGUGGAAAGCAGAAAAAUCGACAGGGAAAAUCUGUACGCCUAAACAUCAACGCUCGCGAGCGGCGAAGAAUGCACGAUUUAAACGAUGCCCUGGAUGAGCUGCGUAGCGUCAUUCCGUACGCACACUCACCUUCGGUGCGAAAACUGUCCAAGAUCGCCACGCUGCUGCUGGCGAAGAACUACAUCCUUAUGCAGGCUAAUGCUUUGGAUGAGCUAAGAAGACUGCUAGCGUACAUACAAAGUGCUGCCGGAGCCAGCAUUCCAACGGUGGACUUACGCACGAUGCCUUCGGCCCUUAAGCUUCAGCAACUGCUGCAAGCUCCCCAUCAGGACCUGGCGCUUCAGCCAACUGCUGGCGCGUCCUCAAGUGCAGCCGGUCAACCACCUCCACCACCACCGCCUGCACCUAGUCAGAACCCGUAAAAGUGGCAACCCACCGCCAGCAAGGCUACUGAUUUCGUGUGCCCUCCUUUCUAGUCACUAUGUGGAAUUUUUGACAAAGCUCACCCAUUUGCGAACUACUAGUUUAAGAUUUGCAACGCCUGUAGUGUGUGGUUACGAUUUUUCCUCUAGUCAUUUUGAUUUUGAGAAGGUGCAUUUUGUGUUUUUACACUCCCUUUCCCUAUCUGUGUAUUGUACUUAGCUGCAUGCCUAAUGCACCCGUGUGGUUGCCAGUUUAAGUAAUAACAGUGAAAAUAAAACAGAGUAGCAAGUUUACAA